AAUAGCGAAAGUAAGAGAAAUGCCGCGGAUGUGUUUCUUGUCUUUGCUGUUAUGAUAACGCGGGGAGCAUGGCAGCACGACACCUGGAUGACAGGACAGACAGAGCAGAGAGCACCGUCAACAUGGAGGAUUUUUUCACAACGGUGGGGGAGGUGAGAGGCCUCAUAGAAAAAAUCUCCUGUCAAGCAGAGGAGGUGGAGAGGAGACAUGGCACCAUUCUCUCCACUUCAAACCAAGACAAGAGAAACAAAGACGAGCUGGAGCGUCUGAACAGUGAGACCAAGAAGAACGCCAACUUGGUUCGAGCUAAAUUAAAAUCUAUGCAGAAGGACUUUCCUGUGGAUGAGAACAGUGAAGGCGCUUCAGUAAUCCAGCGGAUUCAGAAGAACCAGCACUCCCAUCUGACUCGGUGGUUUGCUGAAGUCAUGCAGGGAUACCACAAGGCGCAAAUGUCCUUCAGAGAGAAAUGCAAAGCGCAAAUUCAGAGACAGCUCGAGAUUGUGGAUAAAGUGACUACAGAUGAAGAGCUGGAGGAGAUGCUGCACCGUGACAAUCUUGCCAUCUUUAUAUCUGAUAUCAGCUCUGACACUCGGAUGUCAAGCCAGGCUCUGAGUGAGAUUGAAUGUCGUCAUCGGGACAUCCUCUGCCUGGAGUCCAGCGUCAAAGAGCUGCACGAGAUAUUUGCUGACACGGCCAUGCUGCUGGAGAUUCAGGGGGAGUUGAUAAACAACAUAGAGAAGAAUGUGACGAGUGCUGCAGAGUAUGUAGACAAGUCUAAGGCAGAAACCUAUAAAGCAGUCACGUACAAGAAGAACCCAUACAAGGUAGCAUCUCUGCCGAGCUUCUUGAAGCCCUUCAAGAGGAAAACUGCUGCUAACACUGCUGCUGAUCAAAACACCUCCGACUUAAACCACGACUGAGCUCCUGAACCUGUUUGAACAUUGACUGCACCAAACAUCCUGAUCAACAUCAAAGCCUGGGCUCAACGGAGCCCGCUUUUCAUCUGAUUCAUGGUACAGUGCCUGUCUGCCUCCUCAAAGGCCCUCUUUCUAACGGGUAAUGAGGAAGCUGUAUUUUUAACUGAAAUGGUGAAUUUGAAUUUGAACUGAUUAUAAUGACCUGUCAAUGAUAAUGACCUGUCAAAUGAAAGUGACAAGAUGCUGUGGACGAGCCUUGAAAGUGAAGGACAAAUGCUGCAUACAACCUCAAAAGGUUUUUAUUGUCAGUCAGUUGUCAGUCAGUGUUUACAGACUCCAGGUCCUGAGAUUUAGGGUUUCAAAUGUGGCCAAACUGCUUCAUUUCCAUCACAACAGUUUAACACACAGUUUUAGACACAAACCACCUUCUGGUUUGAUUUGUUCAUUAACACACACACUCACAGUUAACUGAUGUGCCCUUCAUUGGCCAGUAGGUGGCAUGACAGCAUUAGCUAGAAGUCUGAGCCAGGAUCUUUUGCCCUCCUUCCCCUCUGCAGUCCUGCUGAACCUGUGUGAUACUGCAAGUUUUUAAUAAUAUAAUGGCUUUCAUGUUUACUAAUACUCAGAAAAAAUGUGUAUUGUCUUAGGAUAAACUAAGUCCAUGUCAAUCCUGAAAUAAACCUAA
Messenger RNA from Chelmon rostratus (copperband butterflyfish), 1602 nucleotides. Its product is annotated as syntaxin-2-like. The record is from RefSeq and is a predicted model, not a curated record. The coding region runs from base 69 to 920 and encodes 283 amino acids. Gene Ontology annotation, biological process: intracellular protein transport; exocytosis; synaptic vesicle fusion to presynaptic active zone membrane. The transcript is spliced from 9 exons. Lineage: Eukaryota; Metazoa; Chordata; Actinopteri; Chaetodontiformes; Chaetodontidae. Gene Ontology annotation, molecular function: SNAP receptor activity; SNARE binding. Gene Ontology annotation, cellular component: SNARE complex; presynaptic active zone membrane; endomembrane system.